AUGUCGGUUUGCCAAUAUUAUUUACGAGGUAAUUGUCGAUAUGGAGAUCGAUGUCGAUAUCCACAUGUAAAUUCCAAUGAAUCACAUAUGCAUAGACAAAAUGCUCCUCAGUCUCAUCCUCGUCCUCAUCGCGCACCAAUUAAUCCAGUGUAUAAGUAUGUUGCACCAUCAGUCGCCAAUAAACGUAAUAAUGUCACAAAUCCAGCAACAUCUGCAACUCUUAAAUGGCUUACUGAAAAUUAUACAGAUAGAAUGAAAGCAUUCGAUAUCUUAGUGCAAAUGCAAACUGAAGCGAAAGUAUGGCUUAAAACAGGUCUUUGGCGAUUUACAUCAAGAUCACUUUUUCCUGGUGGACAUCCUUUAGAACAUUGGACGGAUCAUUCAUUUGAAGAAAUGAAAUGGGCACAUCGAUGCAUGAGUAAUACUGGCGAAGAACAUAAAUAUAAAAAAGCAUAUUCCGAUUAUUGGGAAAAUACGCAACGUGAACUUAUUGGUUUAUCAGAACUUCGUAUUGAUACUAUUAAACUACUUAAAGAUCAUAUUGCAGAAUAUGUUGCAAGUAAUCAUAAACCAUCGACAACAUUACCAAGUGAUAUUGAUAUGAAAGAUGAUAAUCAUAUUAUAACAGCAAAUUCCAGUGUAGAAUUAACAAAUUAUACAGCAGAUGAUCAACUUCUUGCAGAUGAACGUGCUGCUUUUGAAAGUGAUACAUUUGAAUUAGGACAUAUACCUGUUCAUGCUCCUUCACAACAAUUUUGUUAA
Molecule: messenger RNA, 762 nt
Organism: Adineta steineri
Lineage: Eukaryota; Metazoa; Rotifera; Eurotatoria; Adinetida; Adinetidae
Source: the annotation of a GenBank genome assembly